CCGUCAUUGUACUUCCGGGUCACGCAGAAAAUCAACACCCCUCUGACUGAAGAGAGUGCAGCUGUGAAACAGAUGCGUGCGUCUCAAAUAUCAGUGAUGUAUUGAAGGACAUGUGUUAAUUCCGAACAUUCUCUGUAGCCCUGUUUAUUUCCUUAGCAGAGACAUCCAUUGACAAACAUGACUGAGCCACGCAACCCAGGAAUGUCUUCUAUUCCUCAGACCGCCCCGGUGCACACUGAGUCCACCUCUACUACAGUCGAGAUGGACCCCGUAGAGUACACACUUCGAAAGCGCCUCCCCCGGAAACUCCCAAAGAGGCGGAACGAUGUCUAUGUCAACAUGAAGACGGACUUCCGGGCUCAGCUGGCACGCUGUCAGAAGCUCCUGGAAGGUGGGGGUCACAGAGAGAUCUGCGUCCACGGCCUAGGCCUCGCCAUCAACAGAGCCAUCAACAUUGCCCUCCAGCUGCAGACCAGCAGCCAGGGGGUGCUGCAGCUGGCAGCUAACACCUCCACGGUGGAGCUUGUGGAUGACCUGGAGCCUGAUGAUCCGGAUGAGGCUGCAGAACCGAUGACACGUACUCGUAAUAACUCUGCCAUUCACAUUAAGGUUUUUUAUCCUGACCCUCAGUGACCUGAGGCAGAUCUCCUCAGAUUCCAGCGGCAGAAAUCUAAGUGUGAUCUGUUGGGACUGUUUAAGUGCUGACUGCAGCAGAGGACUUCACAGUGACUGUUCAUUUAUCAUGUUAUGUUGAAAUUCCCCCUCUAGAACAACCUUAGUGAACUGAAACUACUGUAUGUUGUACUGUUUUAAUGUUUUCUGUCAAGUUGAAACCAUUUUCAGUUAGCUUGCAUGUUUGGAAGCAGCAGUAGUGCCGACCAGUUGAAACAUGAGUUCAUUUUAAUAUUUAUUGACAAAGCUGUGCUGAAUGAAAUGAUUCAGGUGUCUUUAAUUUUAAAGGAAAGGAUGUCUCCGGCUUCAUGACUCGAUGGUAAAGGAUACAAACAGUAGAAACUAGGGAUGGGUCAUGAUUUUCAAAUUCUUGAAUAUUCGUUCACUUAUUAAAAAAUCGAAGAGUUAAUGUGAAUGUUAUUUCAUUUUGAAAGUACUCUUUAUACAUAUAUAUAUAUAUAUAUAUUGUUUUUACCGGUGCCUGGUUGUAAUACAGUAUUCCUGCCAGGCGGUGACUAAAGAGUGUCUUAAAGCUGUUUGCUGACUGCAUUAAAUUAUGGGGUGAUGUUUGUAAAGUUGUGCACACUGAAAAAUAACAGCAACUAUUCUCCACAUUUAGCUCCAAAACAUCAUAAAAACUUAGUGUGAAUUAUGAAAAGUCACUUUUUUAAAAUCACAUUUAGAGCAAAAUUUGUGAUCUUUAUCACUUUAUUCUUGUUCUGAUAUGUUUAAUCACAGAUAAAUCUAAAAGAUAAACGAGAUAUCCCAACCAAAGUCUCUGAUUAAUGACUCCUUCUAGUUACUAACCGGACUGCCCGCAGUCUUUAAUGUGAACUGAUUUAGCAGAAAAUAUUGGAGGCAGUUUUGGAACCAUUAAAAUAUUUCACAACGCUCAGAGACAGAACUGACCCAGUUUAUGGUACGGACAAGAUAAGAUGCUAUUGCUAAGUCUUUAUCGCUUUAUGAAGCUUUUAUUUUGGUAUUUCCGCUGGGCGGGAGUGUGAAUUUACAUAUCAGCUAAAUAUUUAGGAUCACAGAGCAACAUUUAACAUUUAGAUUUAAAUUCAACAUUUAGAUUUAUUUUUAACAUUUAGGUUUAACAGUGAUUUUAACUUAGAUAUAUUUGUCACAACAAAAUUAAAUGUGAAAAAGAUAAUAAAAAUAGCUCUAAAUUUUAUUUUAUGACAUUAAAGAGCUAAAUGUGGAGAAUUGUUAUUUCCAGUGUGCACAACUUUACAAACGGCGCCCCAUAUAAAAUAACAAGAAGAAGAAUGCUAACUGCAUUAAAUAGUGAAAGAAGUUGAAAACAUUUGCGACAGUCUCUGGAAAUAAAUGUGUAGUUGCAUGAAAUUCAGAACCGGAGAUAUUCACAGAGAGUGAGCAUGGCUGUAAAAUGUAAACACACACAGCACGCAGACAUUAUAGUAUUUUGGCUUGAAAUGUCCAUCCCAAGUAGGAACUAAGAAAUCUGCAGUUUCCAUUGAAGCUGGUGUUAUUAAAGUGUCCACACGAUGUCAGUGUUGUUUAUCUUUCUGAACUGCUGUUGGUGCUUUUGUUCAAAUGUAAAUGAUUUCAGAUGCUGUAUUUGGUUUCAUGUCAAAAUAAAAUGUGAUAUCUUGAA
Notolabrus celidotus (New Zealand spotty) is the source of this 2293-nucleotide messenger RNA. RefSeq names its product POP7 homolog, ribonuclease P/MRP subunit (gene pop7). NCBI's taxonomy places the organism in Eukaryota, Metazoa, Chordata, Actinopteri, Labriformes, Labridae. The coding region runs from base 178 to 633 and encodes 151 amino acids. Gene Ontology annotation, biological process: tRNA 5'-leader removal. Gene Ontology annotation, molecular function: nucleic acid binding. Gene Ontology annotation, cellular component: ribonuclease MRP complex; nucleus; nucleolar ribonuclease P complex. The transcript has 2 exons. The record is from RefSeq and is a predicted model, not a curated record.